This is a messenger RNA of Cadophora gregata, 936 nucleotides long. RefSeq lists its product as uncharacterized. Gene Ontology annotation, molecular function: DNA-binding transcription factor activity, RNA polymerase II-specific; zinc ion binding. The transcript has a single exon. Gene Ontology annotation, biological process: regulation of DNA-templated transcription. The record is from RefSeq and is a predicted model, not a curated record. NCBI's taxonomy places the organism in Eukaryota, Fungi, Ascomycota, Leotiomycetes, Helotiales, Ploettnerulaceae. Bases 1 to 936 code for a protein of 311 amino acids.
AUGUCUGUUAACUCCUAUCGCAUUUUCAAAGUCUCAGAGGAAGUUUCUCUGGAGAGCAUCCCUCUGUCUCUAAAUCCGAACUGCUUACAAACACCCCUAAGUGACCACCCAAACGUCCUCCUCCUCCAACAUCACGUCCCCAGAAUGCACUUUUUCACACAACCCCCAAACAAAUCCUCAAUUCUUAAGAAACCCCAAUCAAUGAAAAGUUUCAACGGGUGUUGGACCUGCCGCCUCCGUCGCAAGAAAUGUGACGAGAAACAACCCAUCUGCGGCGUAUUCUCUACUCUCCUUAUUGGUCAUGCUUGUUACUAUGGGGAAGAGAAGCCGGAGUGGAUGGAUGGUGGGUUGAAGCAGGAAGAGAUGUCAAGAAAGCUGAAGCGGGAGAUUAAAGAGAAUGCUCAGCGGCGUCGUUGGGGUCCUGUUUCUGACUUCAAGGAAGGGAACGAGGUCGUGGUUACUGAUGAGUGGACUCAGGCGGUGCCAACUCGUCAGGCAGGACCGCUGACUGGAAACUCUGAUCCAACGAGAUGCAACGUCGCAAUGAAGACUCAAGAAAAUCUUGAUCAAGACCUAUCUCCAAACCAGCCUGAGACAAGCCCACGGCAACGCGGACCCAGUUGUGUCCUCACACGCAAAGACACACCCAAAGAAACAAGUAUCCCCUUCAGCAGAUCCGAUACCAUCCUCUUCACAUUCUAUCUCGAACAAGCCCACCCCUUCCUCUUCCCCUUCUACAACCCCUCUCCCCUCUCAGGCGGCCGCUCCUGGAUCCUAGAAAUGAUGCUCAGCAGUCCCGUCCAUCAAGCCGCAUAUCUCUCCCACAGCUCCUACCUCUUCUCUCUGGCACAGACAUCAGGAUCAGGAUCCGUACAUCCACAUAACCCACACACCGAUCCAAAUAUCAAUGCUUAUCCAGAAAAGCUGCUUACAUAA